AUGAAGCGUAAAAAAGAAGGAGAAGAGUGGUUUGGAAAAAUUAAAUAUCAGAAUAAUGAGGAAGAAAUAGAAGAUCCAAAGAAUGUGGAGCAGAAGAUUCGAGAGGCUCAAAACCACGUGGCCGGAGAUGGAGUGGACAUCAGUGAGGAGCUCAUCACUUUGGAGAUUGCCUCUCCUGAUGUUCCCGACCUCACACUGAUCGAUCUCCCUGGAAUCACCCGAGUGGCAGUUCAAGGCCAAAGAGAGGACAUCGGAGAAACUAUAAAGAGGCUUAUCCAGAAGUUCAUUAAAAAGCAAGAAACCAUCAGCUUGGUUGUUGUACCCUGUAAUGUGGACAUAUCCACGACGGAGGCUCUACAGAUGGCGCGGGAAGUGGAUCCUGAAGGAGAGAGGACUUUGGGUAUUUUGACCAAACCUGAUCUGGUGGACAAAGGCACCGAGGAGACCGCUUCAUGA
Knipowitschia caucasica is the source of this 456-nucleotide messenger RNA. The record is from the annotation of a GenBank genome assembly. NCBI's taxonomy places the organism in Eukaryota, Metazoa, Chordata, Actinopteri, Gobiiformes, Gobiidae.